This is a messenger RNA of Dicentrarchus labrax (European seabass), 10153 nucleotides long. It is a transcript of the gene plxna4, whose product is annotated as plexin A4. The coding region runs from base 601 to 6348 and encodes 1915 amino acids. The record is from RefSeq and is a predicted model, not a curated record. NCBI's taxonomy places the organism in Eukaryota, Metazoa, Chordata, Actinopteri, Moronidae. Gene Ontology annotation, molecular function: protein binding; semaphorin receptor activity. Gene Ontology annotation, biological process: regulation of cell migration; semaphorin-plexin signaling pathway involved in axon guidance; regulation of cell shape. The transcript has 32 exons. Gene Ontology annotation, cellular component: semaphorin receptor complex.
UCCUUUCGCACUCCGCCGCAGCACCCUCAGCACCUCAGUUGAGCAGGAGCACCGCACUGAGUCACAUCUAUAUACACACACGCUCGCUACACGCACACACACAUACACGCGCACACACACGCACACAAGCACAGCCUCCUGCGGUAUCCCAUACGGCGCAGCGGCUUUUCCAACGGCAUACCAAGUGCGUCCUCACCGGGGGAUUGGGAGGUGCAGCUCCCGGUGUUUCAGAGAGCUCAGAGCGGCGUAGUAGAGUCCUGCUGAUCGGGGAUGCUGCUGGAAGUCUGCUGCUAUUUCUUUUUCCCGUGCAGGAAUCGCCUUCUGACUACACCUCCACCGGGGAUUUAAAGUGGACAAGCCGUUUGAUCAGGAUAUAACAUUAUUCUAAGCAUUUCUCAUUUUUUGGGGGGAGUAAAAGGAGUUGGGGAUUGCUCUGGACGUGCCUCUUAUCCGCAGUGUCGAUGCGGCUGUGAAGUGAUAUCUGCAUAGAUUACAGGUACAUAAUGUCCUCCAUCUCAAGAGAGGCUUGAUCCUGAUUGGCAAACAGUACUGGACUGUGCCUCCUUCCCUCUCCUCACCACUGCCAGCCUCAGCACAGCCAUGACGUCCCUCACGAGGACACGGACCUGCUUUUUUGUGUGCUGCUUCCUGUCUAGUCUGGCGCUUUCUGUGACCUCACAAACAGUGGUGCAAGCCCCACAGGCUCACAGUGCUGGUUCCCAGGUGAUCACAGCGUCCCUUCAGGAGGAGGAGUAUGCAUCGUUUCACGCUGAGAACCCAGAGUGGACAUUCAACCAUCUUGCGGUGGACUUUCGCAAUGGCAAUGUUUAUUUGGGAGCCGUCAAUCGCAUAUACAAACUGUCCCCGAGCUUGGAGGUUCAGGUGUCCCACGAGACUGGCCCAGAUGAAGACAACCGCAAGUGCUACCCACCACGUAUUGUCCAGCCCUGUAGUGAGCCACUGACACUCACCAACAAUGUCAACAAGAUGCUUCUGAUGGACUAUCGGGAGAACCGGCUGCUGGCAUGUGGCAGCCUCUACCAGGGCAUCUGUAAACUCCUUCGCCUAGAUGACCUCUUCAAACUCGGAGAGCCCUUCCACAAGAAGGAGCAUUACCUCUCUGGUGUCAAUGAGAGUGGCUCUGUGUUUGGUGUUAUUGUAUCAUAUGGCAAUGCCUCUCCAGACAUGCUGUUUGUAGCCACAGCAGUGGAUGGCAAGCCUGAGUACUUCCCUACCAUCUCUAGCCGCAAGUUGGCCAGAAACUCUGAGGAGGAUGGCAUGUUUGCCUAUGUCUUCCAUGAUGAGUUUGUGGCCUCUAUGAUUAAGAUCCCUUCGGACACCUUCACUGUCAUCCCAGACUUUGACAUAUACUACAUUUAUGGCUUUGCCAGUGGGAACUUUGUGUACUUCCUGACUUUGCAGCCUGAAAUGGGGGGCGGACCAACCACUGGGUCCUCCUCUGCUGGCCGGGAACAGGUCUACACCUCCAAGAUAGUCCGCCUUUGCAAGGCAGACACUGCCUUUAAUUCCUAUGUGGAGGUGCCUAUUGGAUGCAUUAGUGGCAACGUGGAGUAUCGAUUACUCGAGGCGGCCUACCUGUCCAAAGCUGGUGCUAUCCUGGCACGCUCACUAGAUGUGGCACCGGAUGACGAUGUACUGUUCGCUGUCUUCUCCAAAGGCCAAAAGAGGCGUCCACGCCAGGCCUCGCAGGACUCUGCACUGUGUGUCUUCUCUCUGCGGAAGAUCAACGAGAAAAUCAAGGAGAGGUUGCAGUCGUGCUACAAGGGUGAGGGCACACUGGACCUGGCCUGGCUCAAAGUCAAAGAUAUUCCCUGCAGCAGUGCGCUCUUGACCAUUGACGACGACUUCUGUGGCCUCGACAUGAAUGCGCCAUUGGGCGUGUCUGAGAUGGUGCGUGGCAAGCCUCUCUUCUCCGAUGCUGUUGACAAAAUGACCUCUGUCAUUGCCUACGUCUACAAGAACCACUCGCUGGUCUUCGUGGGCACAAAAAGCGGACGAGUUAAGAAGAUCCGGGUAGACGGCUCCUCUCGUGCUCUGCAGUAUGAGACGGUGCAGGCAGUGGAGAACGGACCCAUCCUCAGAGACAUGGCUUUCUCUUCUGACCACCACUACCUCUAUGUCAUGUCUGAGACCCAGCUGUCAAGGGUGCCAGUGGAGGCCUGCGGUCAGUAUGCAACCUGCAGUGAAUGUCUUGGAUCAGGAGAUCCCCACUGUGGCUGGUGUGUCCUGCACAACAUGUGCACCAGAAAGGAGAAAUGCGAGCGCUCAUCAGAGCCCCGUCGCUUUGCAUCAGACAUCAAGCAGUGUGUGCGUCUCAGUGUCCACCCAAACAACAUCUCAGUGUCCCAGUUUAGUGUCACGUUGGUGUUGGAGGCCCAUAAUGUCCCAGAACUUUCUGCAGGUGUCAACUGCACCUUUGAGGACCUGGCUGAGAUGAAUGGCUUGGUGGAGGGAAAUCGAAUCAAGUGCUCCUCCCCCGCUGAGAAAGAGAUGCCACGCAUUGUUGUCGACAAAGGUGACCACCAGAUUGUGCAGCUCUAUCUAAAGUCCAAGGAGACAGGCCUGGCAUUCGCAAAUACCAGCUUUGUUUUCUACAACUGUAGUGUGCACAAGUCAUGUCUCUCAUGUGUGAGCAGUCCUUACCAGUGCCACUGGUGUAAGUACAGGCAUGACUGUACCCACGACCCUCGCACAUGUUCCUUCCAGGAGGGCCGAGUCAAGAAGCCUGAGGGGUGUCCCCAGUUGCUGCCCGCAGAUAGGAUCCUUGUGCCAGUCAAUGUGGUAAAGCCGAUCACCCUUCGGGCAAAGAACCUCCCCCAGCCCCAGUCUGGACAGAGGGGGUAUGAGUGUCUGCUGACCAUCCAGGGGAAUGAGCACAGAGUUCCUGCCCUGCGCUUCAACAGCUCCUCAGUGCAGUGUCAAAACACAUCGUAUUUCUAUGAUGGGAUGGAGAUGAGCAGUCUUCCCGUGGAGCUGACCGUCAUCUGGAACGGAGAUUUCAGCAUAGACAACCCCGCCCACAACAAAGUCCAUCUGUACAAGUGCGACGCCCAGCGUGGAAGCUGUGGUUUGUGUCUGAAGGCAGACCCGCUGUUUGGGUGCGUUUGGUGUAAAGGAGAGAACCGCUGCACCCUCAAACAACACUGCCCCCACCCUGAGAACCAGUGGCUGGAGCACAACGGCAUCAACAGCAAGUGCACCCACCCACGGAUCACACAGAUAACCCCUCUACGAGGUCCCAGGGAGGGCGGCACACUUGUGACUAUCCGUGGUGAGAAUCUGGGACUGGAGUUCAGAGAGAUUCAGGAUAAUGUGAAAGUGGCUGAAGUGGAUUGCACCCCCAUACGCGAGGGCUACAUCCCUGCUGAACAGAUUGUGUGUGAGAUGGGUAAAGCAGAGAAGAGCCAGUAUACUGGUAACGUGCAGGUCUGCGUCGGGGUUGGAGAAUGCAGACCAGAAUUCAUGGCAAAGUCCUCCAAGUACUACUAUUUUGUGAUCCCAAGGAUUAUCAACCUCAAGCCCAGCCGUGGGCCAGUCUCUGGGGGAACCAUUGUCAACAUCACUGGCAGCCACCUUGAUGCUGGGAGCAAUGUGUCAGUCAUGUUUAAAGACCAGCCAUGCACUUAUCUGAGGAGGGGUGGGCAGUGGCUCACUUGCAGAACCCAUGCUUCCUUGCAUGGCUAUGGAAACGUGUCUGUGUCUGUGAGCAUAGACAAGGCUCAUCUCCAGAAAGACCUGCGGUUUGAGUAUGUGGAAGAUCCCACCAUCACCAAGAUAGAGCCUGAGUGGAGCAUCUACAGUGGAUAUACCCCAGUGACAGUGACAGGAACUAACCUGGACAUCAUACAGACCCCACUCAUCAGAGCCAAAUAUAACAACCAUGAGACACUCAAUUUUUGCCAGGUGUUGAGCCCGACAUCCAUGCUGUGCCAAGCCCCAGAGCUGUCAAUCAGUCUGGCCAGGCAUCAAGAGGUGCCUGAAAGACCUGAUGAGUUCGGCUUUAAACUGGAUGAUGUGCAGGCUCUGAUGGCACUCAACAACACCAAUUUUAUCUACUACCCAAAUCCCGAGUUUGAACCACUCAGUGUGUCUGGGGUGCUGGAGCUCAAACCUGGAUCACCCAUUAUACUGAAGGGGCGGAACUUCCUUCCACCGACCAAUAGUGGUAAUGGAAAGCUGAACUACACAGUUCUGAUUGGUGAGAAGCCCUGCAUGUUAACAGUGUCAGAGACCCAACUGCUCUGUGAGUCACCCAACCUGACGGGACGACACAAGGUCCUGGCACGUGUGGGUGGUAGCGAGUUUUCCCCGGGUGUGGUACACAUCACGUCUGACAGCCCACUCAGCAGCACGGCAAUCAUUGGCAUUGCUGCAGCUGGUGCCUUGCUCAUCCUUUUCAUCGUGGUGGUACUCAUUGCCUACAAGCGCAAAUCUCGUGAGAGUGACCUGACCUUGAAGAGGCUGCAGAUGCAGAUGGACAACCUUGAGUCACGUGUGGCUCUGGAGUGCAAAGAGGCUUUUGCAGAGCUCCAGACUGAUAUCCAUGAGCUGACCAGUGAUCUGGAUGGAGCAGGAAUCCCCUUCCUAGACUACAGAACCUACACCAUGAGGGUCCUCUUCCCAGGCAUUGAGGAACAUCCUGUACUCAGAGAUCUGGAGGUGCCAGGCUACCGCCAGGAGCAAGUGGAGAAGGGGCUGAAGCUUUUCGGCCAGCUCAUUAACAACAAGGUCUACCUGCUGUGUUUUAUUCGCACUCUGGAGGCCCAGCGUGGUUUCUCCAUGAGAGACCGUGGCAACGUGGCCUCCCUUAUCAUGACAGUGCUGCAGAGCAAGUUGGAGUAUGCCACUGAUGUUCUAAAGCACCUGCUGUCUGACCUCAUAGACCGCAACCUUGAGAGCAAGAACCACCCCAAGCUUCUGCUCCGCAGGACCGAGUCUGUUGCAGAGAAAAUGCUGACCAACUGGUUUACGUUCCUCCUUUAUAAGUUUCUGAAGGAGUGUGCCGGCGAACCUCUCUUCUCCCUCUUCUGUGCCAUCAAGCAGCAGAUGGAGAAAGGCCCCAUUGACUCUAUCACAGGAGAGGCACGCUACUCGCUCAGUGAGGACAAGCUCAUCAGACAGCAGAUUGACUACAAGACGCUGGUGGUGAACUGCAUCCAUCCAGAGAAUGAGAAAAGCCCAGAGAUCCAGGUGAAGGUGCUGAACUGUGAUACCAUCAGCCAAGUGAAGGAGAAGAUCCUGGAUGCCAUCUACAAGAACGUCCCACACUCUCACCGCCUAAAAGCCUCCGACAUGGACCUGGAGUGGCGUCAGGGUCGAGGACAGCGAAUGAUCCUGCAGGAUGAGGACGUCACCACUAAGAUUGAAGGUGACUGGAAAAGACUGAACAUGCUGUUCCAUUAUCAGGUACCUGAUAAUGCAGUAAUGGCCUUGGUUCCCAAGCAAGUUACAGCCUACAAUUCUGUAAACAACUCCACUGUGUCUCGAACUUCUGCAAGUAAAUAUGAGAACAUGAUCAAGUACACUGGAAGCCCCGACAGCCUGCGUUCCCGCACUCCUAUGAUCACACCUGACCUGGAGAGCGGGGUCAAGGUUUGGCACCUGGUGAAGAACCAUGAGCACGGAGACCAGAAGGAGGGUGACCGCGGCAGCAAGAUGGUCUCGGAGAUCUACCUGACACGACUUCUGGCUACCAAGGGUACGUUACAGAAGUUUGUGGAUGACCUGUUUGAGACCAUUUUCAGCACGGCCCAUCGAGGCAGCGCCCUGCCACUGGCCAUCAAAUACAUGUUUGACUUCCUGGACGAGCAGGCCGACAAACACAACAUCCAUGACCCGCAUGUCCGACACACAUGGAAGAGCAACUGCCUACCUCUGCGUUUCUGGGUGAAUGUGAUCAAGAACCCCCAGUUUGUGUUUGACAUACAUAAGAGCAGCAUCACAGAUGCCUGUCUGUCUGUGGUGGCCCAGACCUUCAUGGACUCCUGCUCCACCUCAGAACACCGCCUUGGGAAGGACUCACCUUCCAACAAGCUGCUUUAUGCCAAGGACAUUCCCAGCUACAAGAGCUGGGUGGAGAGGUACUACUCAGACAUUAAUAAGAUGCCAGCGAUCAGCGACCAGGACAUGAACGCCUACUUGGCAGAACAGUCACGGAUGCACAUGAACGAGUUCAACAGCAUGAGCUCUCUCAGUGAGAUUUACUCCUAUGUGGGAAAAUAUACUGAGGAGAUUGUGUGUGCACUGGAGCAGGACGAUGCAGCCAGGAAACAGAGGCUGGCUUUCAAGCUGGAGCAGGUGGUGGCCUUCAUGAGUCUGGAGAGCUGAGGACCGCACUUCCCAGGGCGCACUGGGAAGAGACCCCAUCAGAAACCGAGCCGUGCCUGAGCGAAGACCUGUCCCCAUCUUUUUCAUCAUGUGACAUCCUCCCUCCGCCUUUCAAAGAUGACUUCUUCCUUGACCUUUCUUCUGCUUCCUCUUCCCCAAGAAAUAUUUUGUUUUCCUCAUCCACUCUGCUGCAUAGACUAGUUUACCUGAAUAUAUCUGAAGGGUGGUUCGGGGUUGAGGUUGGCGUCUCCCACAGUGCAAUGCGGGGGAUCCCUCAGCUUCACCACAGGGAGAGCUUCAAGGGGUGAUUGCUUGAAAGCUGGCCAUAUUGGCAUACUUCAGUCCCCCUGCUGGAAGAAAAGAGGGGAAAAAAACAUUUUUAUGUUGCCUUCAAGAAUUUACACUGAUAGGUAAUUCUUUAAAAACCACAAUGUUGGGUGUCCAUUUUGUUGAGAACUUUUUUCAAAAAUAGGAUAGAAAAUAAAACCAUCUCUAGAGUCCAGUUUAUUGUAGUUCUAUAUUCAAUAUACGGAAUCAAGGGGAAACAUCAAACCUGAUGACUGCAAGCCAAAUGAACACCUCUGAAGAAAAUUAAUGCAAGGAUGGUUUGCCAAGUUUACACUGUACCUACAAACGAAGCAUACAUAUCUGCGAAAUUUGGGGCGAGUCCAGGCAAACCUAGAAUGUUCUUGUGUUCUUUCAAUGUAGCUGGAGUUGUAUUUAAGAAAAAGACUGAUGGGGGUAGGGAAGGAUUAGUGCUUCUCUGAACUUCUCCUUUAUUGAAAUGUGACUGACACUAAAACUUUACAAACCAGAGCAUCCCUAAUCUAUACCCCUUUGCAACAUUCGCACAUUUUCCCCUGCCCAGCAUACAUUUACUUAAAAAGAAAAUGCUCAUGAUUUCUGCUUCCAUCUGGCUUAUGUGGCUACUGCAAAAUUAACCUAUUAGACAACCCGGAGGCCCCGACCCAAGUUGGAUUCUCUGUAAGAAGCACACAACCAACUCUGGAAGACAGUGUUUUGACUGCUAAUCGAAACACCAGGAGCAGUCUUUGUCUGGCUCUUGCCACUUCCAAUCUUGUGCCGCCACUGCGACGGUCUAUCAAAGCACACACACAUGCACAGAUACACACACAAUCAGCAGCUGCCCAAGAUCCUGACUGCCCAGAAAUCUACGCCAACCCUGGAGGGGGUAAAGGGAAGAGCUGACUGAAAUAUAAUGGGUAAGAAACUGCUUGAUCAUUAAAAAUAAGAAGAAUGAUUCAAUACAGCCAGAGAUGGCUGACUGCUCCCUACAGGAGCUCUGUUGUGAGGGUAGCACUUCUUUCCCAGGAUGUUCUUAUUUAAAGACUUUUGUGUGGAGAAAUCAAACAAGAUGGACUUAGUCGGUCAGCCAAAAAACCAAAGGAGCUUGAAAUUUUCAAAACGGUCAAAAAUGUAUUUGUAAAGUGCCACUGAGGAACUGACAAAAGGACUAUGUAAAAGACAACCACUUCUGGGACAAAAAAUAUUGUGACUGGAACUUUAAGAAACCUGUGUGAUUUUUCUGACCUCAGUGUGUCGAGGUGAGAGGCUCUGUGGGCGAGGUGAUCUGAUCCUCCUUUCUCUUUCCAUCGUCCCAGGUCUCUCCAGCUCUCGGCACACCGUUCACCCUUGUGUCCGGCUCCUGACUUACCAGUUUUCUUUUCUGUUUUGCACAAGCGUUGGAGAUGGUAGCUAGUUGCAUACGGCAAAACCCCAACUCUUGAGUGUGUAACUGUUGAGGCGCUCUUGUCUGUAUUAGUGUAGUUGUCCUCAGUGGCGGCAGGGGGCAGCCUUCUCCAAGCCUCAAAAAAAGAAACAAAAAAAAAGAAAAAAUCUGAUAAAGCAGAGCAGGAACAGAACAAGAUGUGAACAUCACGGCAGGAUAAAGAGAAAAUGAUAGACAUUAAAAGUAUAUAAGACUUGUGGAGAGAGCGAUUGAAAGAGAGAUGAUGGAGGCGCCCUCCGUACCUUUUGACCUCUGCCCUUUCUUUUGCCUUGACAACGUGCCCCAUGUGGUGAUGUGAAUGUGUGAAGACCGCCCUAGGUCCACCUUGGGUCCUUUAUUGGCUUUUUAAGCGCAUGUAAAACGUAAACAAUUUAAGAAACUUAUUUAAAAAAAAGUGAAAAAUAAGAAAAUUAAGCCUUGCAAUGAUGAUGUGGAUGUGUUCUUUUAUCUUUCUUUUGCUUGGAAGAAUUGAGAUGGAAAAGUGGAUUGUUCAUGUAAUAAAAACUAUAACUUUCGUUUAAGGUGGAACCUUUAUCCAGUUCAACCCCUACUGCAGAACCUCAUACCCAUUGUUUUUGUGAAGUGUUAGAUGCUAAAUAAAACAGAUAUUAUAUACCCUUGCAUGUUGACCUAUUUGGAUGGUAUGAAAUGGAACUGCCUUGCUCAAAGAUAUUUAUAUACUUCUACUACUAAUAGGGACUUUAAAGUCAUUAACAAGCCAAUUGUUCAUUUUACGAGUAUGGAUCUCACAUAAAGACAACAUGAACCCUGUUCUGAAUUUCUUGUUCUGUUGUCCCUCCAUUGCAGGCCAUCUCGGUUUUGUGACAGCUGUGUCUCUGGUUUUAGUUUUGGUACACAGAAGAUGCAAGUUGAGUCUUGCUCUGUCUUUGCUGCUAUUACAUUUUCUUUUGAGAGUUGUUUAUUGCAUAAGAUUGAUUAAUUCAUCAUGAUAACUGCUUAAUUUUUUUUUCUCCAUCAGUCGAGCCCAGAACAGAAAAGAAACAUUCUGAGUGAUGAAGCCCUGUUUUCAAAUCACUAAAGAUGGGAACAACUCAUGAAAACAAACAAUUUUAUGAAAAGCAACAAAAGUCAGCAGUUUACUUGUGUUCCCUUUCUGUUUUCUUGAAAAACACACAGAAGAAACAACGUAUACAUGUGAUUUAUCAUACAGAUAAACACAACUUUCUAAUAAGACAGGCACAUUAGGCUUGAUAGUAGACUUAUGUUUAAGACUGAGUUUGGCAAGUGACUGUUUCUGUUUUAGCUCUUGUGUCAAAUGUUUGUGAGAUUUCCAAGUCAUUGUCCAUUAAUUACUGUCCGCAGGUAUAUGAUAUGAUGAAUGUCUGUUGUUUCAACUUAGAGGGGUACAUUCACAAGGUGUUUGCUGGACAAGUUAUGUAGUAAACAUAUCAAUAUUAUAAUAAUACAUUAUUGGAAAAUGAGGGGAAUAAGGAUUGAUUUAGCAACUGGAUGAUUCAUUCAAGCAAGGCUGGCAUUAAUAUUGUAAGAAAUGUAGUACUGAAACACCUUAAGACAAUUUCAAAGAACCUCUAUCAUUCAUGUAGCCAAUGCAUACUCUGUCUAGAUACCCAAAGUUUCCCCUCACAGCCCUGUGUUAAUAAAUAACACAAGGUCAGAGUCCUUGACUGCCAUUGUGAAUCUGCCCCCCGAUGUAACAUCCUGUCUUUCAUUUCUCCCUGCCCUGUCCCUUCCCCUGCAACAAAGGUUGUCUCUAGUAGCCACCCUGUGUUGCCAAGAGCACAGAUAAAGUUUCCACCUUCAAACGUUUUGUAGGAACUAAAAAUGUCCUCCUAGCUCAGUGUUAUAGCAGGUGUUACAGAAACAUGCUAGAAAAGACUUUUACUAGACCAUAUUUGAAAGAUAAAGAGUAUCUUAUCGAGAGAUAAAAACGAAACCUGGGGGAUAUAAGGCGAGCUUCUCUAACUUUGUUAUAAUUAAUUGUAUACCUGUGUAUGUAAAUAUAAUGCAUUCCUAUUUUGCAGUCAAGAACAAAAUACUAUUUGUAAUAUAGAAUAAACUUUAUUAUGAAACCAA